This is a messenger RNA of Nematolebias whitei (Rio pearlfish), 1188 nucleotides long. It is a transcript of the gene ptpn18, whose product is annotated as protein tyrosine phosphatase non-receptor type 18. Gene Ontology annotation, biological process: peptidyl-tyrosine dephosphorylation. Bases 1 to 1188 code for a protein of 395 amino acids. NCBI's taxonomy places the organism in Eukaryota, Metazoa, Chordata, Actinopteri, Cyprinodontiformes, Rivulidae. Gene Ontology annotation, cellular component: nucleus; cytoplasm. The record is from RefSeq and is a predicted model, not a curated record. Gene Ontology annotation, molecular function: non-membrane spanning protein tyrosine phosphatase activity. The transcript is spliced from 13 exons.
AUGGACCUGCUGUCCUCCCUGAGGAAGAUGAGUCCUGAAAGCGUGGAUCAGGAGUACAGCGACCAGUACUCGUUCAUCCACCGGGCCGUGGUCCAAAUGCUCGAGCGGUUCCUACAGGCGUCGGAUCAGCAGCUGUACUGUAACCAGCCGGAGCUGUCACUGGAGCGGUUCACAGCUGGGAGGAGGAUCAGAACUAUCAGAUCUGAGGCCAUGGUCCUCAGUCAGAGGGUGGACUGUCCUCUCCAGGUUGGAGGUGAGGUUCUGCCUCAAGAGGAGGACUUCAAGUAUCUGGUUUUAUUCUCAGUGAGGGAAGAGCGGAGACAGGACUGGUGCAGCAUCUGCAAUGAUCAGACCCGAGUGGUGUUGUCUCCAACCUCAGAGUCACAUUCAGAUUACAUCAAUGCCAGCUUCAUCAAGGGGCCCUCAGGUGACUGCAGGUACAUUGCCUCUCAGGGGCCCCUCAGCUCCACUCUGGUUGACUUCUGGAGGAUGAUCUGGCAACACAAGAUAAAGGUGAUAGUCAUGGCCUGCAGGGAGACUGAGAUGGGAAAGAGGAAGUGUGAGAAUUACUGGGCUCCAGUUCUUCAGUCCGCAGCCUUCGGACCGUUUACCGUCUCCAACCAGAGGGAGGUCCGACACAAUGAAGACCUCCUGGUCAGAACUCUGACUGUCUGCUACCAGCAGGUCCCUGUGAGGACAGGAAGCUCUGGACUGGACUCACAGUCCAUCAUUGUCCCACAAGAACGAUCGUCGCAGAAGGUCAACAUGAACGAAACGUACGCAGUCAUCAACAAGCCCAAAAAGGCCCAGCAGCCUCCACCAGAACCCACCUACACUGUCGUAGCCACACCUAGCAGUGGAGACAGGAUGCUCCCGUCUUCUCAUCACUAUGACAACGAUUACACCCAGGCCCCUGCAGCUCCCAUCUACAGCGCUGUGAAGCCCAGAAGACCUCUGACCCUGCAGCAGGCAGCCACACCCAUCUAUGACAUGGCAGCACCUGUGGAUCCGAGAGAGGGCUCAGACUAUCACCUGGUGUCAGCAGCCAAUCAUGAUUAUGAAGAUGUUUCUUCUGAGAUCAAUGUGAACAGCUUCUGCUCCCCUGGAGGCAUUGGGUUCAACUGUCGCGUUCAGAAGCCCAGAGGACCCAGAGAUCCUCCGGCUGAGUGGAGCCGACUGGAGAGAUGA